UAUUGACAGGUACUGGAUUCACCUCGGCGCCAUUUUAUUUUGGCUUGUGCUUGUGGCGUAGCUGGAGAUUGGAGUCAUAGAGGUGCAUGAACACCAGAAGUUGAAGAGAGUGGGACACUGAAGCCUACACAGUCUGCAGAGAGGCAGCUGAGUCAGAACUUCUGAGGAGAGCAUCUGCGCUCGAGUCUACAGAUUCUCUUCUCAUAUAACUUUGAAGCCAUCAGCCAAAUCUCUGAAAACAGACCUACUGCUUCAAUCAAUAGUACUCCUAUCAUAUGCCAUGAUGCUUCCAUUGGCCAGAUGUGCACUAAACCAUCUCAAGAUUCAAAGCAUUCCGAAAGUUGUGGGAAGACAGAAACACUCAAAGCCCUCAUCAAAUUUUCAUGACAAAUAUGGCAAUAUGAUGCUGUUCAGUGGGUCUGCUUUCUGUCUAGGUGCAUAUAUAAUUUUUAUGACCCAGAUGGGGGUGGAGUGGAACCUGUCUCCUGUGGGCAGAGUCACCCCCAAAGAGUGGAAUGAGUAACUUUCUCAGUACACUAACAGAAUUGUCUCAAACCUAACUUGUCACGGACAUGUUCUUCUGUUCAGUGAAAUCAGCAUAGUAAAAGAAAUAAAAUUGAUUCAGAAGUCCUAA
Molecule: messenger RNA, 634 nt
Organism: Rattus norvegicus (Norway rat)
Lineage: Eukaryota; Metazoa; Chordata; Mammalia; Rodentia; Muridae
Gene: Cox7b2
Product: cytochrome c oxidase subunit 7B2
Biological process (GO): mitochondrial electron transport, cytochrome c to oxygen; oxidative phosphorylation
Cellular component (GO): mitochondrial inner membrane; respiratory chain complex IV
Source: RefSeq, a predicted model, not a curated record